AGGCUUUACAAGGUUAAGUGAAUGCAAUUAUCCAAAUCCGGUGUUUAUAAACUAAACGUUCAGUACUUGUACAUUUUUUGAAUAGCAUUACGAAAACCAGUGUCUACUUGAGUUUUAUGUAUACGUUUUCUCGUGUCGUUAUUUAUCAAUCGAGUCACGACGUACAGGUAAACAAAAGAUGACAUCUCCUGGUCUCGAAAUAGAAUCCACCGCGGUAUUGUGACACACUCCUGAAAUUUACACCUUACUUCCUGGAUACUUCAUUUCUCGGGAAGGAGGAAAUAUACAGGACGUAAACAAAAAGUCGGCAUCUCCUUUCCGGUGAGGAGGAUGGGGAAGGAAGAAGAACUUCUAAAGACAGUUCACAACAACGACGAGAAAAAAUUACAGAAACUCUUACUUCCGGAGAAGGAAUUCCAGAUCAAGAAGGUAGAUGUGCCCACUUCCGGCGCUCUAGGAGGGCGCAUCCGGAUGCAAGUGGUGCACGUGGAUAUCAACUGUAAAGAAAAUGGCACGGGAUACACCCCCCUUAUAAUCUCCGUCCUCAAUGGCAAUAAAGAAAUCAUGGAAACAUUAUUAUUUUACUCAGCGAGCGUCAAUCUUGCCGAUCAAAAAGGGAACACACCAUUACAUUUGGCUGCGUUCAUGGGGAGACUAGAUAUUGUGUAUAUAUUGCUUCGAAACUGUGCAAAGGUUAAUAUACAGAACAGUGAUGGAAACACGCCACUUCACGUGGUCUGUCAGAGUCGAGCAGACGACAGCGUGCAACUCGUGCACACCUUAUUACGGGCAGAUGCUGAUACCACGUUAGUGAACAAAAAGGGAGAACUCCCAUUGGAUGUUGCUGCAAUGUACAAUAGAAAAGACCUCGUAUCUUGUCUGAUGGAUAGUGAUUCAAGUUUGACCGGAAACACGUCCGCCAUUGUUGAGGCAGCCAUCAGAGGUCACACGGAUAUCGUACAGCUACUUCUAGAUUUCGGGGUUAACCCCAACUGCAUCAACCCGGAUCGCAAAACGUGUGCUCUCCAUGAAGCCACGAGGUUUUUAAGGGUGAAUGUAGUUGAGGAGCUGCUUAAGUAUGGAGCUGAUCCAGGAAAAGAAAAUGCAAAACAAGAGACUCCUUAUUCUAUAUCGUCACAACUCCCGCCUAAAAAGUCAGAGGAAUUCACCAAAAUGUUUAACGAGUACAAGAAAAAAGGUCCUACGAAAAUGCCAAAGUUUAUGAAAGUUUCCUCCGGGAAAGUCCACGUAGAUUUAAAAGAUUAUCCCCCAAUAGAGACAGAUCCUUCCUGGACCAGGAACAGUCCUGAUUUCUGUAAUGAAUGCACAGCAAACAGCCCAAACACCAAUCUACUAGAUGGCAAUCUCUGUACAUUUUGGGUUAUUCCUGCGAUAACAGAAGCAUGGUCAGUGUUUGAUUUUCACAGUAUCUACACUUUAACAGGCAUUAUUAUAUAUGGAUGGUCAAGUCCUCAAAUGGUGAAAACAUUUGAAUUACAAACAGCAGAAAACCUUCUAGGACCAUGGACAACUAACCACGUUUUUACGUGUUCUUUACAAGGCAGUCAGAAUGCAAAAGACCCUGGAGUUCCUCAAAAAUUUACUGGAUUUACAUCCAAGUCACAAUUCUGGAGGAUUAAUGUCAAAUCAAACUAUGGGGGCCAGUGUACUUGUUUUCAAGCAGUGGAGUUUUGUGGAACAGACAAUCGGAUUAUUGAAUUUUUUGAGCAUUUAAAUUUACAGAAAUACUCUGAUACAGUAAUAAAGGCGGGAUAUAAUAAUUACAGGAAAUUUCUACUCAUGGAUGAAACAAAAAUACGUGAAUUAAUAACUGAUGAUUCAGAUUUAGAGAAAGUCAUGCAAGAAAUAAAGAAAUGCAAGAAAAAAGAGUUUGUAUUAAAAUCUUUAAAAUGGGAGCGCACACCUGCUGUUAGUGCUGACGUCGGUGAGAAUCUCCCAGAUAUCGUCGUCAGAGGAGAUGUUGCCUGCACAGAGUCGGUGGAGUUCUAUUUUCAAGGUGCCAAACCAAUAUGUCAUGGCAAAACAAAGGUGCAGCUAUGUUGUAAUGGAACUACGUCACCCACAUAUUCUACUGCUGUGUUCAAAAACAUAUCACUUAACUCAGUGGGAACAUAUGAUGUUUGUGUACGAGGCGUGGAACACCCUGAAGUUGUUCUACCUUUUCCACACCCCAUACAAAUAAAGCCCAAAAAUAAAUUAUCAAAAGAAGUUGAAAGUUCAUUCAGAGAUAUUGAAAAUAUGCUGGAAGGCCUUCAGGACUUAUGACAACUUUUAGGACUCGAAACAUGACAAUUGUGCAAAUGACAUUGAAUGAAAGUUAGAUAAAAAUAAAAAAGCAAUAAGUUUUA
Molecule: messenger RNA, 2369 nt
Organism: Saccostrea cuccullata (small rock oyster)
Lineage: Eukaryota; Metazoa; Mollusca; Bivalvia; Ostreida; Ostreidae
Exons: 21
Coding region: 331-2286 (651 amino acids)
Cellular component (GO): cytosol
Molecular function (GO): protein binding
Source: RefSeq, a predicted model, not a curated record